This is a messenger RNA of Gossypium arboreum, 1990 nucleotides long. RefSeq lists its product as uncharacterized. The transcript is spliced from 2 exons. Lineage: Eukaryota; Viridiplantae; Streptophyta; Magnoliopsida; Malvales; Malvaceae. The coding region runs from base 521 to 1051 and encodes 176 amino acids. The record is from RefSeq and is a predicted model, not a curated record.
AUAAAGUGAAGUUAGCUUAAACUAUAAGCGGUUGAGGUGGAAGGAAACGUUAGCCAUUGUAUCUGUUGUUUGGUCUCCAGCUUCCCUAAUUAUUUAUGGUUUCUAGCUCAUCACUUUCAUAUAUAACGGGAAAAGAAGUAGAGGAUGAAUUAGAUUUUACUUCCUUAUAAUAAUUGUUUUUUGGAACAUAAGAGGAUUAAAAACAUGUUAAUAGGAUUAAUAAAUGGCAUGUUGAAGUUCUUUAUUUGCUUGAAACAAGGGUUAAGGAGACUAAUGCAUUGGCUAUCUUGGGGAAACAUUUCAGUGGCUGGAAUUAUUUGGAUUAUUUCAAAGAAUCAUAUUGUUUCGGAUGUAUUUGUGACUACUAGUCAAAGUAUUUUUUUUGUAGAUUGGAGUUUCAGAAUUCUGACUUCUUUCUUACCGCUAGUAAUGAUAGUGUGGAAAGGAGGGUUUACUGCUGUGAAUGCUCUUGUUUGGCUGAUUAAGCCUUUCAAAUUUUUGGGUUAAGCAUAGUGAUUUUAUGAGUAUUGUUGCUGAGUCUUGGCAUGAUGAGGUUGAUGGUCAUCCUAUGAUGAAAUUAUUUCUUAAGUUGAAGAGGUUAAAAAGGAGUUUAAAGGCUUUGAAUUCUGAGGCUUUUGGAGAUAUUUCUGAUCGGGUGCGAAAAAAGAGGGCUGAGCUUGAAGAGUUACAGAUUGCUAGCUUAAGGUGUGAUUAUAACCUCGACUGUGAGAGGCAAAUUGAAAGAGUGCAAGCUGAGGUGAAAGGGUUGCAGGAUGCUAAAGAGAGAUUUCAUCGGCAAAAGGCAAGAGUCCAGUGGCUGCAGGAAGGGGACCACAGCACUAAGUUUUUCCAUAAUGCUGUUGCUGUUACAAAGAAUAAGCAUACUAUUCGUGCUAUGGUUGAUGAUAAGGGUGCCAAGUUGGACACGCCGGAACAAAUUGAGGUUGAGAUUAUUCAGUUUUAUCAAAAUCUGCUUGGUUGUGAUGAUGCUAAGGUUUUGGGUUGUACCGAUCUGCUUCUUAGUGAUUUGUUCAUAGGAAGCACAAAAUGAUAUGGUUCGGCCUGUUACGAGGGAUGAAAUUAAACAAGCUAUCUUUGAUCAAGGUAAUGACGGGACCUGAUGGUUACACAGCUUUUUUCUUCAAGGCAGCUUGGAAUAUCGUGGCAGAUGAUUUUGUUGAUGCUGUGAAGUUUUUCUUUAUUUCUUCAAAGCUGUUGGGAGCUUUUAAUGCAACUACUGCUACCCUUAUUACUAACUGUGCUAAUCCUAGCCAUAUCAAGGAAUAUAGGCCUAUCUCCUAUUGUUCUGUUGUUUAAAAAUGCAUCUCUAAGAUUUUGGUUCGGAGGAUCACUCCAUAUAUCUCUGCUAUUAUUUCUAGUAGUCAGUGCAUUUGUUAAAGGUAGGAGGCAUAUUUCUCCUAGGUGCGCCAUCAAAGUGGACUUGCAAAAAGCUUUUGAUUUAGUGAGUUGGUCUUUUCUUCUUGCUAUUUUAAGGAACAUGGGUUUUCCCGGUCAAUCUGUUCAGUGGAUUUCAGCUUGCAGUAUUAGUCCCAGGUUUUCUAUUCCCGUAAAUGGAGGCAUUGUUGGGUUUUUUAGAGGUGCUAGGGAAUAAAACAGGGCACAGUUGAUUCAGUUAUUGGUAUUUGGUGCAUCCUUCAAGAGUUCUACUAUUUUUCUAGUUUGCAACUUAAUGUUUCUAAGACUGAGAUCUUUGUUGCCGUUAUAUAUGGCUAAGGAUGAUCUGGUAACCGUGCAAAGGGUCACUGGUUUUAAGUUGGGAAGGCUGCUUGUAAGGUAGUUGGGUGUGCCCCUGGUUUCUAGGUAGUUGUCUAUUAAUGAUUGUGGUUCUCUUUUGGAGGAAAUCCAGGCAAGAGUCAAGGGUUGGGCUACUCUACAUCUUAGCUAUGUCCGUCGGUAGCAGCUUAUCUAACGGUCUUUGUAAAUAUAUAAUCUUACUUAUCAUUUUCGACUAAUUCAUCUUUUCAAGUAA